This is a messenger RNA of Schistosoma rodhaini, 2878 nucleotides long. The record is from the annotation of a GenBank genome assembly. Lineage: Eukaryota; Metazoa; Platyhelminthes; Trematoda; Strigeidida; Schistosomatidae.
CGGAGUUCUGAAAAUGCCUUUAUGGGUAAGUAGUGAAAUGAGUGUUUUCAAACUACAUAUCAUUACACUUUUAUUUGAGAAUCAGAUACGGGCCAAUAUUAUUGCGUUUACCUGCAUUCAUAGAUAACAUUUCAAUAAUUAAGCUAAUCUGGACAAAUAAGAGGAAAUUUUUAAGCAGAUACAGAUAGUGACGCACGUUUCGUCAUACUCGGGACUCGUCAGCUGGAUGUGCCUAGGUCCCGGAGUUGGUGUGCAUUGUGGGACUCGAACUUGGUACCGUUCGUUUCAAAAACACCAUCGCAUUAUCCACUUAGUUACUGAAUCGAGAAAUUGGGUGGUUUUUAAUUCAUAUAUAUUAGCCGUUUGAAUCUUCUCAUCGAUAAUGAAAGCUGCAAUUGAUUAGUCUCUUUUGGCAACCUGUGUGGAUUACCUCGAUAUUACCAUUAAGUCAAAAACAUUUUUAUGCGGAGAUGGAUCAAAUGAUUAGUAUUAAAAUCAAUUCUAGAAAAUCCUGUUAUUUCCAAUUUCUGAGUGAUUUUAACUCACUACUAUUAUCUUCUGUAACUUGAAUUUAAAUUUAUGAAACAAUCAGUUUUUCCAAGUAUUUUUGAGAAAUAUGUUUCCGAAUUUUGAAAUAAAACGCUUAAACAGAAGAUACAAUUUUAUAUUUUUUUAUUAGAGAGUACUGAGUACGUCUCACAUAGAAAUGUGAAAACUAUAGCCUUCAAAUCCACUGUGAUCCCCGAUCAAAUUCCAUAGAGCUCGAGUGAUCACUCUGAAAUAAGCAUAGAAGCACCCAGAAAAUAUAUAAUUUUAGGUUGCGGCAACAAGUCACUUUAUAUCAGGGUUUAAGAGAAUAAUAUUUGAAAACAAAUUCAAUCUGUUGUAUAAGCAGCGUAAGGAACGUAACUAUGUUCAAUUCCCAGCUUUAAGCAGAGAGCACAGUGUCUCGAAAAUCUUCUCAAAUAUAAAGUUACCAGAUUUCGGAGUUGAAAAUUUACUUUCAUGACGUUUUGAUAAUUAUGAUACGUUCAAAUAAUUUACUUUGUUGACUGCUCUACUUUCUUUUGUUAUUUCGCCGGCUGUUCACGAACUUCAGAUGCAACAAGUAGAUCAACAUGCUAAUAACACUGAAUUCUGUCCGUCAUUGACGAAGGAUUAGUUUGCACUCGUUCGAUUUUGGUGGAUUAAAUUACACUUGUGAACAAGCGUUUCAUGUAAUAACUUCGAUAACUCAAUAUUUUUUGGGUCGCAAUUUACAAGUAAAAUAAAUUCUAAUCACUAAAAACUCAUGAAAAACUGUUUCCAGUUGCACUCAUAUUAUUGUGAUAGUGACAUCGUUAACGAUGGUGUUUGCAUAAGUAAAAUUGGUUUCAAUAAAAUAUGGUCUAUCCCAGUAUCUUAAUUAAAAACAUGUUGAUAUUUUAUAUAUCCGACUUAUCUGAUGUUCAUGUGGCCAUUUAUAAAAAAUAUCCACCCACUUCAGCUUCGAAUUCAAGACUUGAUUUACUUUCUAAAAAAACUAUAGAAUAAAAUGUAUGUAACAUAUCAUAUUCUUACUAAAAUAUGUUAUUUUCAUUUUAAUAAGUGUUAAACACAUAUUUUCGAACAUUUUGUCAUCAGUUAAUCUCUUUGUUAAGAAAAUCAUCGGUUAUUUUAUGCACUUAUUUCUCGAUUUGUCUUUAUCUCAAUAUUACGACUUGUGAAUUCUACCUCUCAUAUGUGGGUAAGUUACUAUCCAAGUUAAAUGUUAUGCAACAUAGUUUUAAGUACCAUUUUUUUCAUUCCAUUUUAAUUAUUAAUCAUGGGCGGAUCCUCUCAAUAUUCCAGAGGCAAAUCUAUCUAAAAGCUGUCGGUUGAAUCAAUCCAUACAACUAAUAAACAAAUAGUUAUUUUUUCACAAUUUUACCCUUACAUUUAAAAUAAUCUUAUUCUAUGCUAUCUAAUAGUACUGUCCACAUUCACGUGAUAAGAAAGUUUGUCCACUUAAAAUUCUUUGCCAUACAACUGAACCAGUCAAGAUGUACACUAACAAUUUGGUUGACCUUGGUCAUUUGACCAAUCAGAAGACGAACCAUCCGCCUCCGUAAUUAUAUAAACCAAUAUACUACAAAUGACUUGAGAAUUUGGACGUGCUCUUCUCUGGUUUUUCGUGCUGAUUUGAGGACUAUGCCUUUUACGCCAGCAAAAGUAGAGAAGUGUGUACGUUGUGACAAAUCGGUUUACGCUGCUGAAAGGAUGGAAGCCGGUGGGAAUAUCUGGCACAAGCGUUGUUUUUGUUGUUCAAAAUGUGAUAUGCUACUGAAUUUAAACAAUUAUAAUCAAAGUGAUCGAAUUCUGUAUUGUAAAAAGCAUUAUCAAGAAGAGGUUUUGGCUAAAAAUACCCAAACUCCAAUCUAAUGUUCUAAAGUAAAAAGAAAAUGGACAAAUAUACCUAUCUAUACUCUUUACCCUUCUUAUUACAGCUAAAAAUAAUAAUUGAAUCAUGAAAUAAUUUUGGCAAGAUCUUUAUUAUUAUUAUUAUUACUAGUAGUAGUAGUAGUAUGUUGUAACCGAUUGUAUACCUAAAUGUAUAUCUGUUAGAUAUAUAACUUUUAGUCAUUUAUCUUAAAGUGGAAAAUUUUCUAUUUUUUUUCUUUAUGAGUGUGUAACUAUUCCAUUUUUUUCUGUUUCACUUUUUCAUAAAUGUAACCUUUUCCAUCGAUAUUUUAGUUUCUUAUGAAUCUUUUAUUUUCUGCUCUUUUAAAUUCAAUUCUCUUUGAUAUUUCUUUAUCAUUAGUAUAAUCAUUUCUUGAAAAAAGUUUAUCAUUUCCCUGUUUUAUAUAACUUUUCAUGGUCAUAUAAUCGCUUUCAUUGAACAAAAUAGAGUUUUCCACAC